This is a messenger RNA of Octopus sinensis (East Asian common octopus), 845 nucleotides long. RefSeq lists its product as uncharacterized. NCBI's taxonomy places the organism in Eukaryota, Metazoa, Mollusca, Cephalopoda, Octopoda, Octopodidae. The transcript is spliced from 4 exons. Gene Ontology annotation, biological process: retrograde protein transport, ER to cytosol; endoplasmic reticulum unfolded protein response. Gene Ontology annotation, cellular component: endoplasmic reticulum lumen. The record is from RefSeq and is a predicted model, not a curated record. The coding region runs from base 69 to 845 and encodes 258 amino acids.
AUCAAUUCUACUCCGGAAAUGACAAGGUACCCCUAUCGCCAUGUCCUUAGAAAGAAAAACACGAGAAAAUGAACUUUAUGGGAUAUGUUAAUGACACUAUUUUAGAAGACGAGGAUUUGAAUGUGACUGUCCAAGACGUCAAAUUCCUCGAGUCACUUUCAACCCGAUAUUACUCAGCCCAUGCGUAUGUGGCAGUCAAUUACACUGACGGGGACAUUUGUUUGUCCACGAAUGUUCCUCGGCACGUUAUGGUCUACUAUGUUUGUUUUGAUCAAUUUGAACCGUCAAUAAUUUCUAUAUCUGAGGUCAGUACGUGCGUCUAUCAAAUUGCGAUUGGAUUACAAACACUUUGUUCUUAUGAGAGGAAAGUUCGAAAUUCUCAGCAACGGAAUAUAAUUUCGUGUUACCAAGAUGAGUUGCCCAAAAAUGAUAAUUUAAAAAUCCCCGCACCAAAUGAAAUGACGGUCUCCGAACUGACGGAAUUGAUAGAAACGAGUCUCAAUUUAACUGUGGGUCCAUUUUGUAGUCUUGAUCUUUGCAUCCGCGAAAGCGUCCUGCUGACGAAUACGAGCUCAGGAUUGCUCUUAAGUUCCUUAAAUUUUUGUCAACACGUUUCCAAAGAAUGGACCAAUAAUGAUAUGGAUAAAUCUACAUAUUUAUUCUUGCUGGAAAAUAAAGCAAGUGGUCAUUUUUGGCGACCAACUCGAUGUUUUUUUCAGUAUACAGAAAAAAUGUUCAGCUACCAAAAUGCGACUGUGUCGGAUACGAUGAGCCAUAUUCACACAGAAGAAAUCGGUUUGAAUAUGAUACGUAUUUUGUUUAAACACCAAAAAUUUUCUUUCUAG